CAUACUGUAACGAGCCACGGGUGGGUGGAUCCCUGCCCACGUGGUUGGGGAGGGGACAACUGGAUGUCUAUAACACGUCCUUCCUCUUCCUCUCAGUCAGCCUCAAUGAUCCUAGCUCCUCUAGUAUCUUUGGUCAGCCUGCGAGCAAACCCCGUGUGAACCAAAUAUCCUAUUGCUAUAGGAUCGUUGGUGUGAACAUUGGUGUGCGGCUGUGAAGGAUUUCAUGCCGCUGCUCCAUCUUCCUCGCCUCCAGCGUCUGAUGACAGAGGGCAGGUUCUGCGGAGAACGUAUUUUGCAAGACGGUUCGGUAAAGCUGGCGAUAUCAGCAUUGGAACAUGGCAGAGGAGGAGCUGAUCUUUGAGAUUGAAGGUGUUGACGAUGGGCGUGAAAACUCAGCAGAUGACAGCGAUGAUGAAGAGCAGUACCUUAUCUGUCCCAUUACGGACUAUGACGACCACAAUAAGACAAACCAGAUUUGCAAUCGUAAUUACUUAAAGGGCAAAUUUUGUGAAACUUCCAGCUCCCCUGUAAGGUCGUUCAACGUUAAGGAUGUGGGAGGAAACCAGAGCACCCAGAGGAAGCCCACGCGGUCAUUGGGAGAAUGUGCAAACUCCACGCAGACGAUGAAUAAGAUGAAGAUGAAUCAGUUUAUUGACCAAGAUGCCUGGAAACAUGCAUUGGAAAAGGCCAAGCACAUGCCUGAUCCUUGGGCAGAGUUCCACCUGGAAGAGAUUGAAACCGAGACGGCAACUCGUUACAGGUACAAUGCCAUUUCAGGCAAAUGGGUGGAAGAUGAGGUACUCAUAAAAAUGGCUAAACAGCCCUUUGGCCGCGGUGCCAUGCGGGAAUGCUACAGAACGAAGAAACUUUCCAACUUUGCACGUCAUCAGCAGUGGAAAUCGGCCUCCAAUUACGUCGCAAAGCGCUACAUCGACUCGGUGGAACGAGAGGUGUACUUUGAGGAUGUGCGGCUUCAAAUGGAUGCCAAGCUGUGGGGAGAGGAGUACAACAGACACAAGCCUCCGAAGCAGGUUGACAUCAUGCAGAUGUGUAUUUUGGAGAUGAAGAACAGGCCAGGGCAGCCUCUGUACCACCUGGAGCACUACAUAGAGGGUAAAUACAUCAAAUACAACUCCAACUCUGGCUUCGUGAGGGAUGAAAACUUCCGCCUCACUCCACAGGCGUUCAGUCACUUCACCUUUGAGCGUUCUGCCCACCAGCUGAUUGUGGUCGACAUCCAGGGAGUGGGUGACCUGUACACCGACCCUCAGAUCCACACCUCCAGUGGCACAGACUUUGGCGAUGGCAACUUGGGUGUGCGCGGCAUGGCUUUGUUUUUCCACUCUCAUGCCUGCAACAGCAUUUGUCAGAAGAUGGGGCUCACUCCGUUUGAUCUGUCGGAGAAGGAAGUGGCAGCGUUGGAACAUGCACAGAAUCUGCUGAAAACGGCCAAGACGGUGCUUCGCGGCACGGAGGAGGUGUGUGGCAGCCCCAGGGUGAGGACACUCUCUGGAUCCAGGCCCCCUGCUCUCUGCCGUCUCUCCGAGAACUCUGCGGAUGAAAACGUGAACGACAGCAUGUUUGACUCCCUCCCCUGCUCGCCCUCCUCCUGGUGGAGUCUCAAGGAAGAGAUGCUGGGCCGAUCUCCCAUGGGGUGGACAAUAUUCAACGAAGUCGAUAACCUGUGCAGUGAACACAGUUGCUCAUUUGGUGAGAGACGGAUGUCUGAAUCGGGAGGGGAUAGCGGAUGUCCCAGUGAGCGUCGGAGCGAACUCGAUGGGGAGUUUACAGACCGGGCAAAUUCAAAUGGGCGAAGAUAUUGUGAAUCGGAUGAAGACAGCAUCCGCCGGGGAAGUGCAAAGCCCAGUGUGUGCCAGCCCUUAAACAUCCUCAGACACAGUCAUGGGAAUCGGCUGGAUCAACACAAUGAGGACAAGUGGAACAAUUACCAUGCCUCCAGAGCUCACUCCCACUGGCCGUCCUGUGUGGCCGUGGAGGUACAGCGGCUUAACGCCAUCAAGCAGGAGAAGAAAAUUGGCAAGUCCAUCCUGGGCAAGGUUCACCUGGCCAUGGUCCGCUACCACGAGGCCGGACGGUUCUGCAAUAAGCUGGAGGAGUGGGAUCAAGAGUCUGCCAUCUUCCACCUCGAACACGCCGCGCUGUGCGGGGAACUGGAGGCCAUCGUGGCCCUGAGUCUCGUCUACCUGCAGCUCCCUCAUCACAUCCUGACCGACUUCACUGUGGAGGACAGCGAGCAGCAUCGCAGGACUGGCUUUGACUACGUGCUGAUGGCUGCCGAGGCCGGGGACCGACCGUCCAUGAUUCGUGCAGCUCGAGCCUUCGACACCGGCGACAGCCUCGGCCCCGACAGAGCACAGGACUGGAAGAAAGCUCUGCAUUGGUAUAGCGCCGCGCUGAACAUGACGGACUAUGAUGAAGGAGGGGAGUUUGACGGCACGGGGGAUGAGCCCAAGUGCUCCCUCCUCGCUCGCCAGGCCGAGAUUCACAUGGUGGGAGGAUUUGGUGCGGAGCCAGACCCACAGGCAGCAGGCGAUCUCUUCACAGAAGCAGCGGAGGCAGCCAUGGCCAGCAUGAAGGGCAAGCUGGCUAACCAGUAUUACCAACGGGCAGAGGAGGCGUGGGCGCUGAUGGAGGAGUGAGGCCCGGCUGUGCCGCAGACGGCAGACGGGGUCGUCGCUGGACAGUGCCGGCCUUCCCCACCUCCCUGACAGCUCCUCUGGAUUUCCUCCCCAAUCCUCAUCGUGUGAAGAAUGAUGCCGUGGGCUUGUGUUAAUGAGCUGGGGGUACAUUACCCCUGGCACCGUGCCCAGUUUAACAGCACUUUUUAUGUAUAUAUUUCAUGUUUUAAUAUUAGGGGCCAUUGCAGGGACGGACGUCUCAUUACUGAGCGGGCACGUUUCUGUCUUUUCUGCGGCCGUGUGUUUUAAGAAAAGCAGCGACAUGCUCUUCUGCUGUGUUGUCUUUUUAAUCUCAAUGCAGCUACGUAUCUCGAUGUGCAUAUCUUGUGCAUAAACUUGUGUUUAUUGUUUACAGAUAGUUGGGUGGGGGAAGAAUGCACGAGACUCAAAUGUUGAAGGGCCAGUUGUUGGUGAAACAUAGCUCAACAUUGGAGAUUGGCAUCAAAUUAGUUUACAGCCGUUCCCAGCGAUACAUGAAUGUAGAGGAAAGGAGCUGCCUGGCUGAUACAGAGUCCCACUGCCCACUGCCUCCACCCGAGGUCUGUUCCGUCCUUGUGAAUCUUGCACCUUAUAUAUAUUUAUGCUUCCUGAAAGCACUGGAGCUGAUGUAUGAUUGUAAGGUGCCACAACUUUAAUGCAUGUUGCAGUUUGUGGCAGAAGUGGGUGGUGUUGAUGGUUUAGCACUAUAGAGGCAGGAAUGUUGCUCAGGUAAUGGGUGAAGGAAUAAAUAAGCCACAGACUCUUCGAUGUCUCUAAGGCUGUGACUUCAGUCAGACAAUUGACCGGAACAGCUCCACCAUGUACCCUCGCGCCCAUGACUCAAAGGCUUCAGGCAACUUUUACCGAUCCCAGUGCUAAUGAAGGUACAAGAGACUGCAGGUGCUGGAAUCUUAAGUUUUAAAAAAACCAAGAGGGUUAGACAGUGUCUGGGGAGGGUUUGGACUUUUUCAUGGUGUCAUACAACAUGAAACAGGCCCUUCAGACCAUCACAGGUGCCCCAUCUAAACGAGUCCAAUAUGCCUGCGUUUGGCCCAAGUCCAUCUAAACCUUUCCUAUCCAUGUACUUGUCCAAGUAUCUUUUAAAUGUUGUGAUAGUACCUGCCUCAACUACUUCCUCUGGCAGCUGGUUCCAUUUCCACAUCAUCCUCCGUGGAAAAGGUUGCCCCUCAUUCCUUUAUACGCCUCUAUAAGAUCACCCCUUACCCUCCUUUGCAAAGAAUAAAGUCUUAUCCUUCGCAACCUCUCUCUUGGCUCAAGCUCUUCUGGUAACAUUCUCAUAAAUCUGUUCUGUACUCUUUCUAACUUAAUGGCAUCUUUCCUUUUAAAUCUGAACACAAUACUCCAAGUGUAGCCUCGCCAAAGUCCUGUACAACUGUAACAUGGCACCCCAACUUCUAUGCUCAGUUCCCUGAUUGAAGGUGGCCACCUUGCCAAACGCCACCUUGAGCCACCUUGAGCUUGUCUGUCUGCAAUGCUUCCUGGUCUGCUGAGUUCCUCCAGCACUUUGCCCAGUGUUGAUGUGGUGGGCUGUGCUCCAUAUUCUUCUUUCAGCUGCAUUUAGGAGCCUGUGUCAAUAAGGAUGAACCGUGCUCUCUUGCACAAAUAAGCCCAAGCCAUUGUUAUGUCAACUGAUAAACUCCAAUUGCUUUGUGCAAACGCAGCAUAGUCAUCAUCAUCAUGUAAUCCUGUGUAUAUCCAAGUACUGUGCAGUGUACGAGGAAAAAUACCAAACCCAAGGAAAGCUAGUAGUCUAGAACACUGUCAAUCUGGGAACGGGCGCUGCCUUGGCCUGAUGUUACACACAAUUAAUUGAAAUUCACUAAUUGAAGAGGAGAAUUCUGCAAUUAUAGAUGUGAAAUCAAAAAUCUUAAUUGCUGCAAGUAUGUAGUAGAGCAGGGAGUCUGGAGAGAGAAACAAGUUCACUGAUUGACAACCAAGUUGCAAAAUAAAUUAGAAAAUGCUGCGAGAAGCAGCGAAGAUGGUAAGGGGUAUGUUAAUGUUUUAGGUUGGUAACUUUUGAUCUGUCAUAAAUUCAUUCUGUCCCUUUAGUAAAUUCCAUCUUGAUCUGAAGUUGAUACCAGUCUGAGUUGUACAACGGAGGCAAGUGUCCUUUUGCAAAUUGGCAGGCACUUGUUCCUAAGAGGUUUACACAUUUUUUCUGUGUUAUGUCAUUAUGCUUGGCAAGAAUAAACUUUUUAUUGUUUUGAA
This is a messenger RNA of Amblyraja radiata (thorny skate), 4907 nucleotides long. It is a transcript of the gene eef2k, whose product is annotated as eukaryotic elongation factor 2 kinase. The coding region runs from base 336 to 2660 and encodes 774 amino acids. The record is from RefSeq and is a predicted model, not a curated record. Gene Ontology annotation, molecular function: calcium ion binding; calmodulin binding; ATP binding. Gene Ontology annotation, biological process: protein phosphorylation; myosin II filament disassembly; response to differentiation-inducing factor 1. Lineage: Eukaryota; Metazoa; Chordata; Chondrichthyes; Rajiformes; Rajidae. The transcript has 20 exons.